AUGCCUCAGACGUCACGAUGGAUUGGCACGCCGGCGAUCAAGGGCUCGAGUGAGAGUGUGCGCAUGGCGCUGCUGACUGCGAGCUUGGUUGGGUUGCAGUUUACGUGGGGUUUGGAGAUGUCGUAUUGCACGCCGUACCUGCUCGAGCUCGGGCUCACGAAGUCGAAGAUCUCGCUUGUGUGGGUGGCGGGCCCGCUGAGCGGGCUGAUAAUGCAGCCUGUGGUGGGCGUGAUUGCGGAUAAGAGUACGUCGAGAUGGGGUCGGAGGCGGCCGUUUAUGGUGUAUGGGACUGUUGUCGUGGUGUGUUGCUUGUAUGUGCUGGGCUGGACGAGGGAGGUUGUGGGCUUGUUUGUUGGGGACAAGGAGAUGCAUAGGGAUGCGACGAUUUUUGUGGCGGUCAUGAGUAUCUAUGCUAUUGACUUUGCUAUCAAUGCUGUGCAGGCUUCUUGUAGAGGCUUGGUUGUUGACACGCUUCCGAUUCCAAAGCAACAGCUUGGGUCAUCGUGGGCCAGUCGGAUGGUUGCUACGGGCUCCCUCCUAAGCUAUGCUGCCGGUGCGGUCGACCUGGAGAGAUUCUUCGGUGACAGCAUUGGUGACACGCAGUUCAAACGUCUCACAGCGGUAGCAUGUUUUGCUCUCUGCUUAGCUGUGGGCGUCACGUCCUUCGCUGUCAAUGAGCGCGUCUUGGUCAUCGAAGGCGAGGCAGAUGAGACGUCUGGACCCAUCAACAUGCUCAAAUUCCUACUCAGAACCGCCCUGAACCUGCCGCCCAGGAUUGCAGCGAUUUGUAAGAUAAAUCUGUAUGCGUGGAUAGGCUGGUUCCCGUUUCUAUUCUACAGCACAACGUGGGUCGGCGAGAUCUACUUGCGAUACGAAGCGCCCCACGUCAAACAUGAAUCAACAGAUACACUCGGGGAGGUUGGCCGAAUAGGCAGUAGAUCCAUGAUUGUGUUCUCCAUUGUCACUUUCGUUGGUACCGUCAUAUACCCGUUCUUCAUAAAAUCGCCACAGCAGUCGUCUAGUCGCUUUACACCAAGACCACCGGAAGGUCUUGAGUCCUACAUAACCUCAAUCGAGAAGUAUAAGCCGACCCUGCAGACGGCUUGGAUGUGUGGUCAUCUCAUAUUCGCCGGGGCUAUGUUUUGGGCGCCCGGCGUAACGUCAGUACGUGCGGCGACGCUGUUGGUGGCUAUAUGCGGAAUACCAUGGGCCAUCCAAGCUUGGUCACCGUGGACAUUUAUCGGUGUUGAAAUCAAUCGGCUUGGGCAGCACAGCCACACUGAGUAUGCCGAUGAAAGGGGCCGUCGAGAUUCAUUAGAAAUGAACACUCCGCUCAGUCCAAAGGGCGCAAACCUGCUAGAUGACGAUACACAAAGCGGAGCUGCAGAGCUCUCCGGAGUAUAUCUGGGCAUCCUGAAUCUGUACACGACGCUGCCACAGUUCAUUGCGACGCUUAUCUCGUGGAUAGUAUUUUCGAUAUUCGAGCCGGGCAAAAGCCCGGAAUUGGCCAAGGAAGCUCAUCCAGACGAGCACGCGCCGACUGGUGGGUAUAAUGGGAUCUCGAUCUGUCUGUUCAUUGGGGCGGUCUCUAUGACAGGCGCAUCCCUGAUGACCAGACGCUUUAGACGGAUGGGGAUGUGA
Pseudovirgaria hyperparasitica is the source of this 1641-nucleotide messenger RNA. RefSeq names its product sucrose transport protein. Gene Ontology annotation, molecular function: sucrose:proton symporter activity. The record is from RefSeq and is a predicted model, not a curated record. Bases 1 to 1641 code for a protein of 546 amino acids. Gene Ontology annotation, cellular component: membrane. NCBI's taxonomy places the organism in Eukaryota, Fungi, Ascomycota, Dothideomycetes, Acrospermales, Acrospermaceae. The transcript has 4 exons.